Messenger RNA from Porites evermanni, 4278 nucleotides. The record is from the annotation of a GenBank genome assembly. Lineage: Eukaryota; Metazoa; Cnidaria; Anthozoa; Scleractinia; Poritidae.
UUCAUAGCACCUCGCCAAAAGACAUCGGUACAUCACAGUCGCACGUCUCCAAAGGCACAUCAUCCAGCUGCCAAUACGUCCACAACUGAGAAAGGCACUAUAAAGAACAUCAUUCUGCAUAAAGUACUACCUCAACAAAACAAAGCAAAUCAGAGAUCACCAAUUAACACACCCAAUCUGCAUACUGCUACAGGGAUACCAGCCAAUGAGCCUAAACCCAAGAAAGGAGUUCCUGUAGAGGCCACAGGGAGGGCAAUACUUGUGCAAAAUGCUAAUGAUGGGGUGGGACAAGUCGUUGAAGGUAAUCCACUGAACAACUGCAUUUAAAGUUUGUCUGUAGGAAAUGUGGUGAAGCGUCUAAAUAUGAAUUUAACUAAAUAAAAAGCAGUAAAUAAUGGCGGUUAGGCCAUUCUGUUAUCCGAACUCUAGAGUUUAACCCGUUAUAUCCCAAUAUCCACAUACAAAUUCUCCAAACUGAUCUCAAUACAUUUCCUUAUAGAAUGAGUUAAGAGAAUUUCAUAAACGAUCAAAGCAUUUUUCCUCUUUGUAAUCAUUUUAUUUAUUCUCAUAAAGGAGAAAAUUGAUGUUGGUCACUAUCGGGACUUAAAGGGUAAAAAAAAAGGAAAUUUUCGUUUAGUUAAAAUCGAAAUGGAAGCCGUUGGCGCUCAAUUUAAUGCCCUAUGCCCCAGUUUCGCAAGUAAGUAUUUCUGUCAAGAAAAACAACUUUUCAAGGAAAAAUUGCUCUUUUAUCUUGUCAAAUUAAAGACAACGUGCUUAAAGCUGGUAUCAGGAUAUAUGAUAUUCUCUGGUGAACAUUCGACGCCAGUGCCUCUCAAGGCAGAAUUAUUUUGUUACCAGAGAAAUAAGAUUUUUAAGAGAGCAUGUUGGUGAUACAUUGUUUCUAAAGACUGAUUAUAUAUUUUACGGCAGGAUCAACAAAUGGGAAAGCUCCUGUUAUAGUUAUAAACUCAGAAGCUUCUGGAAAUAAAGGUAUAUAUUUCAGGAUCAUAAAUAGCUUUAUUGUAUUUUAGGUCUCCUUCGACCGGCACUUUUUGCGAAACAAAUGAAAGAAAUAAAACGCACGAACCGGUACUAAAGAAAAGUUUAACUGUCAUAUCUUCAUAUAACUUAAGAGGUAAAAGGACUUUGCCAUCGUUUUGUGGGAGGGGGGAAUGGGCACGUGAUGCAUCUUCAACAGAAAGCGGCACUAUCUUAGGCAUUCGAGUCCAAUGGCGGAGUUUAGAUACAGGAUGUAAUUUGUAGACGGGUAUCUAUGAAAUAAAGGCCCUCCUUUUAUCGCAUCAUGGGUCGAGUUAUUCGCGAAGUCGGGAAAGCCGGGUAAUCCUGGUUGACUGUACACAUAGCAUAUGAAGUUGUUAUAACAACUUACCUUGGAUUUGCGCUAAUCGUCUUUCGAACAACAGGGCCCUGGUGUAAAACAAUAUUUAAGGCUUUAAACCCGGCCAGUAGAAAUUUAUCCUCAAGCAUGUACAUGUAAAUGUUAAUUGCUUUUCUUUCACACAGCGUUGAAUUUUUGCGGAGGAUAACUGUAUUUCAAUGAUUAUAACUGACACUCAGGCACUCGACGUGUUUGCAAAGUACCCAUAAACACCGUUUCUACCAAUUAGCUCUAGAAACGGCAAUUUAGGUGCGAGAUACAAAUCUGAAUUACUCACGAGAUGAUUUUAAUUGCCAUCCAAAAAUAACAGAUUUGUAACUUUCAUAAUCGACGCGUUAUUUAGCUCUAUUUAUGAUUUAACUAUGGCAGGUGCUCUGGAUCCGUUUUCCCAAGACUGCCUCGAUGCACAUAACAGCUAUCGCGCCAAACAUGGCGUCCCACCGCUUAUGUGGUCACAUGACCUUGCUGAAGGAGCUCAAGUUUGGGCUGACCAACUUGCUUCAACUGAUUCGUUUCAACACGAUCAAGUGGCCAUACAAAACCGCAAGAUAGGUAAGAUAGAACAUACACAAUACUUUCACAAGAGCCAGUCAUCUAUUAUCAAUGCGGUGUUUCAGUUGUUUUGAACAGGUUUUGAAUACUAAAUGGCAAGCAGGUCACUGAGGUGAGAUAGGUGGGCAUUAUUACGAGUAAUUGCUUACUCUUUCACUUUAGAGGCUACAAUGAUGAAUGUAAAUCAGACAAUACCCUCGCUCCCCGGCCUUGUUAAAAAUAACUUCGCGCUACGCGCUCGGUGGUUAUUAUCAAGAAGGCCCUGGAGGGCAGAAAUUAUCCUGUGUUUAGUUCCAGGUUAUCAUGUCGGUUUAGGUCUUCUACGCAAGUUGAUUAUUCCCAAUCAGCGUUUACUCGGAAGACCAAUCGACAUUUAAUUGGCCUUUGAACAACAUUAAAAAAGACAUCAAUCCAAUUUCUUUAAGCUUUUAACAAUUUCAUAUUCCCCCAAGCCUCAGAGCGAGGUAUGAAUCAGUUCAGUACAUCGAAAUUGGACUAUUACUUUCAUUAGGUGAGAAUCUGGCAUAUUUUCAACCCCCUGUUCCAAAAUGUGAAGGUGCCAUGGUGGACAAUUGUGUCAACUGUCGUGAGAUGGUUCAACGCUGGUAUGACGAGGUUAAAAACUACGACUUUGAUAAAGGAGGCCCCAAGAGCAGGAGUGGCCCAUACAAACACUUUAGUCAAAUGAUCUGGGCCAAUUCAGCCGAAUUAGGAGUCGGGACCGCGGUCAGUAAGCGGUAUGGCUUCAUAACUGUUGCUCGGUACAGGCCCAGUGGAAACGAAGGAGAUUUUGCGGAGUUCAUCAAAAAUGUUCCCCCGGAAGGAGGUACACGAUAUUUUUUUCUAAUCAGUUAAUAACGUCUUACUUCACAUUCCCUAGGGUUCACCAGCCUGACAUAGCUGACCUGUUUCUGCCAGUAAAAGCACCGUGCUUUAAGCACCAGCUCAACACUACACAUGUUGGACCUGUUAGCCGUGAACUGCACGGAAUUUGUUCCCACAACAUGCGCUGUGAAGGCGGUUCAGCAUUACUGCCGAUCGGGGUGUCAGCAAGUUCAAUAAGAAACAAACUAAGAGCAAGUGGCACACCGACCGAUCAACCCACGGCCUGGCCAGUACCUCACGCGUGCGCACUGCCUUAGUCGUGCUGCAGAAGCCAUGGACAGCUGUUUCGCCCUGUUUAGUGCUAAUCAGCAUAACAUAGCCGUCACGGCAGUCAAAGUCUUGGUUGGUGUCGGUGUAUAACUUGCUCUUAGUUUGCUUCUUAGCACGGUGAUUUCCAAGCUCUCUGUGCUGUUCAGAGUCAUUUCUGAUGCGUGUGGAAACGACGUUUGCGAUACCAAAUUUGUCGAGUUAUGGACAUGAGCAAAUAAAUUUUUCCUAUUAAAAUUGUCAAGUAAAUUUCCUUCAGGGGGCGGGGUGCGCAUGGAAUGUAUGUAGACACACGACAUGUGACGUAUUCUGUUACUUAAACGUGGAUGGAACAGGACUGAUAAACCAUAUAAAAGAGAGAAUGAGGUGCCUUUUGAUGCCAUACAUUUGCUGUAAUUUAGCUAACAAAAAAUACAUCAAAAGUAGGUUGAGUUUGAUCGUCCGGGUGAACGAAAAAUAAAAACUUGACGGGUUUUUUCUUCUUUAAAGGUCCUCUACCGACAAUGAAUCCACCACUAAAAGAUAAUACACAACCUGGUGUUGUUGUGAAGAAACCUGGGUUGAUUGAAGACAGUACAGUUGUUUCCAGCGCAGAAGGAGCAUUGAUUAAACCUCCAACUACAUCUCCAUUAAUGGUGGAAAAGCAAGAUGCCCUCCCCUCAAACUUAACUAUCGCUGUAUCUCCAAAGGCAAAGCUACUGGCUACAUCUCUCGCCAAAAUCACUGCUUCGGUAACGCCGCUCGCAAAGAAACCAUUAAAAAUCACAAAUCAAGAUGUUCAAGCCGUAAAUAACGCUACAUCCAUAAAAGGAAAGCCACUGAUUGCAAUUCCCGCCAAAAACCCUGCUUCGGUAAUGCCGCUCGCAAACAAACCAUUAAAAAUCACAAAUCAAGAUUUUCAAGCCGUAAAUAACACUACAUCCAUAAAAGGAAAGCCACUGAUUGCAAUUCCCGCCAAAAACCCUGCUUCGGUAAUGGCGCCGGUACCACCAAAGGAUAGCAUUAAAACUGCAAAUCAGCCCACGCUUAACCAACCAAUUACAGUGAACAAGGCGGCGCAUUCUAAGGGCGGAUUUGUACACACGAUGACUGCCAACGAUGGAACGAAGGCUCAAGUGUACCUCAGCAAGAAUGGGGCUCAUGCUGGUAUAGUGUUCAGGAAUGAAAUAUUGAGA